This is a messenger RNA of Plenodomus lingam JN3, 546 nucleotides long. RefSeq lists its product as uncharacterized. The record is from RefSeq and is a predicted model, not a curated record. Lineage: Eukaryota; Fungi; Ascomycota; Dothideomycetes; Pleosporales; Leptosphaeriaceae.
AUGUUCGGGGAAUUAAAUCUCGUCUUGCUCGCCGCCGCCGCAGCAGGCAUCCAAGUCGCACAAGCAGACUUCAUGGUCUACACCGAACCACCCAUCCCCAUCACUGCCGUCCCCUCCUUCGCAGCCCCCUCCGACGCUGCAAGCUGGACAACCUCCGUCUUCCUCAACGCCCGCCUCGCCUAUGGCCGCUUCACCUCUUCCCUCGGCGAACCCUACCAAUCCUCGCUCACAUCCGCGCGCUCCGAAAUCGACGCCUGGGUCCGAACAGCACCCAGCAACUUCACCAUUCCCCCAGAAGUCACAAUCGCUAGUGAAACGCCAACCUACUUUUCCAAGCCGGACUGGUACGAUGCGCUGCCUACUGGGGCGCGGGCGUUCAAGGAGCAGCAGGUUGCGGACCAGUUUAGUAUCGUGAGGAGUGUGAUUGCGGGGAGGGGGCCGACGAGUUCGAGUAGUAGUGCUGGGGCGGCGCCAACGGUGGCACCGCAGUGGAUGAGGAAGGAGUUUGGUGUAUUGGCUGGGGUAGCGGUGGCGGCGUUUUUGUGA